GAACGGUAGGCGCACGCCUACCAACCGAAAACCCUCUUUACGUGUCCUGGGAGUAAUUUGGGGUCUUUGAAGUGUUAACACGCGAAAUUCACUCUAUAGCUGUAAGGAUACGCGUACUUUGUCGACUGCAUACGACGGAAUCACUGCCUUUUUCUCGUUGUUUCUUGUGUACGUUUUUGACGCGUUUUAGGUACGUGUAAUUUCCCAAUUCCUUGGAAAACGACGUUUGCAUGAGAAACCAAUCUUAUGGUAUAUACUUGCCUUAAAACGGGAACAUCAUAAAGGACGAUUUCUUUCGUUUUGUCUCGCGUUUUUCAAGCUUGUCCGUUUGUCGACAAUACUCUGUUUAUGCUCGUUCGGUCUGUACACGAUUGUGGCCUGUAUAGAGACGUAUCUCCUUUAACUUUGGCUCUUUUUCUCAAUUUGAUCUGUAUUUUGUUUGGUUAAUUCCUCUGUUUUUUUUAUUCCUUUUAUUACUAGAUGAACCUGUUUGGAUAUCUAUUCGCUCUUUCUUAGGUUUUGUCGUUUGUACACUAGUUCAUUACCGUUUCCCAUUGCUGUUCCGCCUUACUUGUCACACACAAUCGCCCGUUUCAUGCGCAGAAACGUUUUUCUACUGUGUGUUAUUGCGCUUCUUGCUUCCUGUGUGCAUGCCCAUCAGUUUCCUACCUACACGCCGACGCCAACCACAUGGACAGCAUCAAUUCCCACACCCGUGUCGCAUCCACAAGCGCUGCAAUCCAAUAUUCUUCACUUGGAUGUGGAAUCCUCGUCUUCUGCUGUCGUGUCGCCGGUCGUUGACCAGCAGUCCAUCAGCAGCAGCAGUGGCUCGAGCUCGGAAGCAUCCCGGUCGACGACAGUGUCACCAAUUACUACGUCUUCGGCUGCAAGUGUAUCUUCAGAAGCAACCAUUUCCACAGGGACCGUCACAUCACAGUCUGCCAAAAGUACAACCAAUACGACAGAUGAACGGGAAAAGGAAACGGUAACGGUGUAUGUCACCAUACAGCCCACCAACAUCAUUACAACUAUUUUCCAGUUCACGUCUGUUGCUUCGACCAUUCCGGCUCAAAGUGGUAUUGCAACGAUUGUGCCUGUCGUACACACUUUCACAUACGGUAACGUCGGCACACUUGUGGGCGUCCUGGUGGGCACGGUAGUUGGGAUGGCAGUGCUUUUAGCAUCUGUUCUCGUGAUAGCGCGAAUUUGGGGACCCAAACUACUACUAAAAAACACAUACGAAGAUGACCAAUCUGCAAUUGAAAUGGAUAAUUUCGACAAUAAUCGACCGCAAAGUAAUAUGCCAGAAAUUACGCUUGCUUCCAAUUUCUAAAAAGACGUCUGAUAAUCCCCCUUUUUUCCCUCUUUCUCUUCUCUCUUUCUAUGCCAAAAGCCCAUUUCCUUGGUUCCAUACCAGGUUCUUCUGGGACAAUACUCGUUACCCAUUUAUUACGUCUACCAACUUGUCGUUUAUCUGUACUUUCCGCGUUUGCUUUCUUUGCUCCUUACCCCAUUUCCUCUUCCUGCCUUUUCCCCCGUUUUUUUUUCAAACCUUUACUCCAUCAAUAUUAGUUUGCUUAGCACUGUCCAUGUUCGGCUUUUCUGUUUUCACGGUAGCUGAUUUCGGCCGAGACUGUCCAAUGUUGAGAGCCUCUUUCACCACAGAACUCACAUCCAUUAUGUUUUGAGGGAUCACAAAUGUCUGAGCGUUUUUUCCCAUCUCGCUCAAAGCACUGAUGUACUCCUUUGCCAAUUGCAAGCCAAUGGCAUCUGCGCCAUGGCGAUGAAUAUUGAGUGUCUUGGCGAUGGAGGCGAUGCCUUCUGCCAAAGCGUUCAUCCUUCGCGGAAAGUUAGUAUACCAUGCACAGACGGUUCGCGUUGUCACUUACUGGUAACGCAGUGCUUCUGCAUCUGCAGCAGCCUUGUUUAACCGUUCCGUCUUCUGGGCUUCCAGGGACAGUAACUGGGCGUGCUUUCGGCCUUCGGCUUCCUUUGCCAUGGCCAUCAUCCUUCCCUCGGCAGCAAUCAUCUGCGUGUCCUUCUUUCGAGAGGCGGUCUCACGUUCGUGCAGCGUCUUCUCAAUAACAUCGGGGAGUUUGAUGUCGAGAAUCUCCGUCCGCAGACAAGUAAUACCCCAUUUUUUAGUGAGAGCAUUUAGCUUUGCAUUCAACACCUCGUUGAGUGACAGUCUGUGUUUGAGAACAUGGUUCAAGGGAUGCUGACUGAUUUCGUGCCGCAUACUUGAACAUAGAUGCUGUUCAAUGGCCCAUUCAGCAUUCUCAACCUCAUAACUCGCUUUGUAUGCGUCAAAAACUUGGGUGUGCAAAAAACCGUUGAUCGACAACGCAAUAUUGUCGAGCGUAAUCACCGACUGGGAGGGAAUAAUAAUCGUGCGCUCCUUCAACGAGUGAACGUACGCAAUUUUAUCAAGCAAAGGAGCCAAGACAGCGAGACCCGGUUCCAGGACCCUACGCACUAUGUUAGUUUCAGACCCAAUUCAAUUACGUUUUCCUCGAAAGAAGAACAAAGAGACAACUAGCACACAUGGUGGGAAUCAUACACGGCGCGCAACAGCGUUCAAUUAUCCCCUUCCCACACCUACCUAUGGAACCUGCCCAUCCGUUCAACCACAUAGGCCGAUUGUUGUGGAACAAAAAUGAAGACUCUGUUAGGGAUUGCUGCUUUUUUAGCCGGCGAAAAAAUAUGGAGGCUGGAAACAUUUCUUGAAAAUGUUUUUAAUGCAAAGACAUUUCGAAUGAACGGAUUCGACAGUCGCAGCAUUCCUUCCUUUUACCGGGCUACGUCUCGUUGCUGGAGCUGAAUUCUCUUGACCCAGACAACGUUUUUGGUGGUGACCUUUCCGAGGGCGUGGGGAAGUGGGGGCCGUGCCCUAACCACCACUGCCGACACCACCGCAGAGUUUCUGAACAAAACUCG
This is a messenger RNA of Schizosaccharomyces japonicus yFS275, 2937 nucleotides long. RefSeq lists its product as hypothetical. The transcript has a single exon. Lineage: Eukaryota; Fungi; Ascomycota; Schizosaccharomycetes; Schizosaccharomycetales; Schizosaccharomycetaceae. The record is from RefSeq and is a predicted model, not a curated record. Bases 596 to 1333 code for a protein of 245 amino acids.